UUCUUUCAGAGUUCCCAUUCUUAAGCCGGAGCAGGGAGGACACCACAGCCACCGCUGCCACACAGCAAGCAUCGUCACUACCACCGCUUCUGCCGCCACAAUGGAUCAGGAAGUGUACGCGAUGGAGCAUCAAAUGGAUGAAUUUGCCUUCUCAGAGAAAAGUGUGAGGCGCGGCUUUAUAAGGAAAGUGUACGCCGUGCUCACGAGCCAGCUGAUCAUCACCUUUGCCAUCGUGGCCGUGUUCGUGCUGGUGCCGGAUGUACAGAAAUUCGCAGUCAGAAAUCAGGCAGUCUUUUGGACUGCCUUCGGGCUUACCUUGGCGAUGGUGAUAGCACUGAGCUGCUGCGGGAACCUCAGGAGAAAGACACCUCACAACUACAUCGCGUUGUUCGUGUUCACACUGUGCGAGGGUUACCUGCUGGGAAGUAUAGCUGCUACAUUUGAAGCAAAGGACGUACUGAUUGCUGUUGGCGCCACCAUCGUCGUAACCAUAGGACUCACCCUCUUCGCCUUCCAGACCAAAUGGGACUUCACGUUCAUGAGUGGCGCGCUGUUCACGACGAUCAUCAUGCUCAUCUUUUUCGGCAUCAUGGCGGGUAUAAUGCAGAGUCGUGUGCUCUAUAUACUCUAUGCCUGCAUCGGUGCGUUGCUGUUUUGCUUGUACAUCAUAUUUGACACGCAACUCAUGCUCGGAGGCAACCACAAGUUAGCCAUCUCUCCCGAGGAGUACAUCUUUGCAGCCCUCAACCUCUACCUGGACGUGAUCAACCUCUUCAUGUACCUCCUGGCCAUCAUCGGCGCAGGAAGGGAUUAAGCUGAAUAGCUUUACGUACUUGGUGUCCUUGUCAGGAACGCGUUGACGACACGAUGAAAUCUUUCGUUAUCGGUCCGCAUUUUAGGACGCUUUGGACACACAGAGAUAUUUAUUAGAGUUCUAAGAAUGCGGAAGCCUUGUUGGAUUAUCACUAGAAAUAUCUUUGGAUGAAAAUAAAACUUGAUAAAUAUUUGUCAAGAUAAGGCGUUACUUAAAACAUGUGAGAAUGGGGACCCUGUGUUGUGAAAGAUACCAUUCAUUGCCCUACGUUCGCUAGACGAUGUUCCGUAUCAGAACACUGUGCCAGACUGACAGGUUCUGCUGCCAGAAGCUGGAGUCUCCCUAAGAGGCGUCCAGUAUCAAGAGCUACGUAGACCAGGGGUGUCAAACUCAUGGCCGCGGACCAUAUGUGGCCCGCGGGAUGGACUUAAGUGGCCCGCGAGAUGACAGGAGAUUUUUCAACUCGAGUUACUAUAAAUGUUAUAACUGCGGAAAAUGUGACUAAAUUGUUAAGACGAGACGUAAUAACUUUAACCUUUUACCUUAAUAAUGUAUUUUUGGUAAACCAGGAUGACCAACAAAGUAAAUUGUAAUCUUCAGUAUUGCCAAUAAGUAAUUACCAAUUCUUUGAUGUCCCUCGAGACCAUAACCAAGUGCAUAAUUGGGCCUCUAAAGGAUUUGAGUUUGACACCCCUGACGUAGAUAACUUAAGUACUUGUAUCCUACUCCAUUGUUGUUUUCCCCCAUCAUCACGAUACUAACAAAAAGUGUUAUUACAUUGGUUGAUUUUCGUUUUAUUUGUAUCCUGCUUUCAUUUUUAGAUAUGUGUGUGUGUGUGUGUGUGUGUUUAUAUAUUUGUAACUUUACAAGACUGAAUCAAGUUCGUAUUGUUUACCGCUUUGUGCCGCAUUUAUAUAAUGAAUAACAUUUAUGCAUAUUGUUUACAUAAACCACUUUCUCUGACAAUCAGUUCAUUGAUCUACUAUUGUUUUAUUUUGAAAAUAAAUAAAUAAAUAAAAGGAAAGAAA
Messenger RNA from Scylla paramamosain (green mud crab), 1842 nucleotides. Its product is annotated as protein lifeguard 1-like. Lineage: Eukaryota; Metazoa; Arthropoda; Malacostraca; Decapoda; Portunidae. The transcript has 4 exons. The coding region runs from base 101 to 814 and encodes 237 amino acids. The record is from RefSeq and is a predicted model, not a curated record.